This is a messenger RNA of Anisakis simplex (herring worm), 465 nucleotides long. NCBI's taxonomy places the organism in Eukaryota, Metazoa, Nematoda, Chromadorea, Rhabditida, Anisakidae. The record is from the annotation of a GenBank genome assembly.
CAUCUUUUUUUGAGAACAUCACACGAAUUCAGUCGAUUUGCCCAGAAACUGCAGAGUCACAGCGAUGAAGCACUUCAUGAAAUUGGUGGAGUGGUCCUAGCCGUCUCCAUAUUGGCAUUGGCGUUCUGGGAUACGAUUCUAUUGUGGUGUGCCUUUUUCUAUUACGGUUUGAGUGCGUUGACACGUGCACAUAACAGCGAUACAACAAAACUGCUCAUUCCAUGGUUUCAUGGCUUUUCGCAAAUCGCGAACACUGCUUCGAUUUGGUGUGUUGUCGCAAUAACGGUGCAGCGGUUUAUGGCCAGUCGAGAUCCGUUCCGAUGUUCCAGGCAGGUUUCUCACAAGUCAUGCUCUAUUGAAAUGAAGAAAGAAACCUCAGCAAAGGUUACUGAGGGUUUCGGAAAAGCACAAUGCAUAAUUGAAGUUGAUAUUUCCUUGCUCAAUGAUAGCUUGCUCAAUAAUUGA